Messenger RNA from Zophobas morio, 1329 nucleotides. Its product is annotated as putative inorganic phosphate cotransporter. Bases 1 to 1329 code for a protein of 442 amino acids. Gene Ontology annotation, biological process: transmembrane transport; monoatomic anion transport. The transcript is spliced from 3 exons. The record is from RefSeq and is a predicted model, not a curated record. Lineage: Eukaryota; Metazoa; Arthropoda; Insecta; Coleoptera; Tenebrionidae. Gene Ontology annotation, molecular function: transmembrane transporter activity. Gene Ontology annotation, cellular component: membrane.
AUGAUUUCGCCUAAAUUAUCAUGCACUCAGGCUUUAUCAGCCAUAAUUAUGUCUGGUUUCCUUUUGCAACACAUGUUUGUAACUAGCAUGCCCAUAACCAUAACUAGAAUGGUUACCCUUCACAAUUCUUCCAAUUUCAACUGGGACGAAAGCCAAAAAAACGACAUCUUGGGUAGUUUCUUCUGGGGACAUUUGUUGUUCAAAGUUCCAGCUGGACGCUUGUCGGAAAUCUAUGGACCUAGAAUGACCUUAGGCAUUGCGAUGUCUUUAGCUACUAGUGUUAUAAUUUUGACACCUACGUUGUGUUAUUUGGGGUUUUAUGGAACUUUGAGUGCGAGACUGGUUUUAGGAAUAAGUGCUUCUUUUUAUUUACCGACAAUUCCUACGCUUAUUAAGAAAUGGGUGCCUACAGAUGAAGGGUACAAACUUAUAGUGCAGUUGUCGGUUGUGGCUGUUUUUUUAUUGUUAGUUUUGGGUUUAUAUGGGUACUUGAUAAGUAUUCUAGAAUGGGAUGGCAUUUUUUACUUUAUUGGAGUGGUGUCGGGGAUUUGGACAACCGCAUGGUUUUGCUUUGUGUAUAAUUCACCCGAAGAACACCCAACAAUUCGGAAAAUAGAAAAGACCCAAAUUCGGGAAGCACUAAAAGAAAAAGUUUUUUUUUCCGAGACGAGGAAAACCCCAUGGAAGGACAUUCUUUCGUCUGGGGCUGUAUGGGCCUGCAUUUUACCCUUCUGUUGUGCUUCUUUUUCCACAAGUCUGAUUCUAAGCCAGAUGCCUACUUAUAUCAACCAAGUGCUUCACAUGGAUGCCAAAAUCACCGGUAUUUUGAUAAACGCACUAUUCCUAGGGUCACACCUGACUUCUUUUUUCGUAUUUUACAGCGCCGAUAAACUAAUCAAGCGUAAAGUGUGCUCUGCAACAACAACCAGAAAACUCAUGUCUGGAAUUUUGGUUCUUGUACAGAUGUUACUAUUUCUGGCGCAGUCGUUUUGGGGUUACAACCAUGUACUCUCGAGUGUUACUUUCACCAUAUGCGAACCUUUCGGAAACGCAGUCAUGCUGCUGUAUCUUUUAAGCAUCCUAGAUGUGUCUCCGAAUUUCGCUGGUACUAUAUCUGGAAUGGCAACCAUGGGGGGUGACUUAACCAGUUACCUUCAAACCAAAAUCGUCGCUUUGUGUACCUACGACGGACAAGAUUUCGCCCAUUGGCAAAGUGCGUUUUUCGUUGUUGUUGGUGUGCAUUUGGUUGGAUUUACCACCUACCAGGUUUUCGGGUCUGCACAGGUGCAAUGGUGGGAUAAGAAAGAAGGUGCGGAUGGAAGUGUCUGA